Messenger RNA from Xiphophorus hellerii (green swordtail), 4006 nucleotides. RefSeq names its product tubulin alpha 5 (gene tuba5). Lineage: Eukaryota; Metazoa; Chordata; Actinopteri; Cyprinodontiformes; Poeciliidae. Gene Ontology annotation, biological process: microtubule-based process. The record is from RefSeq and is a predicted model, not a curated record. Gene Ontology annotation, cellular component: microtubule. The transcript is spliced from 5 exons. The coding region runs from base 113 to 1459 and encodes 448 amino acids. Gene Ontology annotation, molecular function: structural constituent of cytoskeleton; GTP binding.
UAAAAAGCGACACACAACGCUGCGCCGAGUAGGAUGAGACGCGUCCCGGGACGUUACAGGGGAAUUUCACUGUCUGCAAAAUAGUUUCCUUUCAUCACCUGGAUCAAUCAACAUGAGAGAGUGCAUCUCCAUCCAUGUGGGCCAGGCAGGCGUUCAGACUGGAAAUGCAUGCUGGGAGCUGUUCUGCCUGGAGCAUGGUGUCGGUCCUGAUGGUGUUUUCCUGAACGGUCCUGUAGCUCCGAAUUGCCGUGAAGAUCCGUUCAACACUUUCUUCAACACUGGGAGUUUUGGUCGUCACGUUCCCAGAGCGCUCUUCGUCGACCUGGAGCCCACAGUGAUCGACGAAGUGAGGGUUGGGAAGUACAGAGAGCUCUUCCAUCCUGAGCAGCUGAUCUCUGGAAAGGAGGACGCGGCCAACAACUACGCUCGAGGACAUUACACCGUCGGGAAGGAAAUCAUCGAUGGAGUCAUGGAGCGCGUCCGGAAAAUGACGGAUCAGUGCACAGGCCUGCAGGGUUUCCUCGUCUUUCACAGCUUUGGAGGGGGCACUGGCUCCGGCUUCACCUCCCUCCUAAUGGAGCGUCUCUCACUGGACUACGGCAAGAAAUCCAAGCUGGAGUUUGCCGUCUACCCAGCGCCCCAGGUCUCCACUGCGGUGGUGGAGCCCUACAACGCCAUCCUGACCACCCACACCACCUUGGAGCACUCUGACUGUGCCUUCAUGGUGGACAAUGAGGCAAUCUACGACAUCUGCCGCCGCAAUAUGGACAUCGAGACUCCCGGUUACAUCAAUCUCAACAGGCUGAUCGGUCAGAUCGUUUCCUCAAUCACCGCCUCGCUUCGCUUUGACGGGGCUCUCAACGUUGACCUGACGGAGUUCCAGACCAACUUGGUCCCGUUUCCACGCGUCCACUUCCCGCUGGUUACCUACUCGCCCAUCAUCUCGGCUGAGAAGGCCUACCAUGAGCAGCUGACCGUGGCGGAGAUAACCAGCUCCUGCUUCGAACCAACCAAUCAGAUGGUGAAGUGUGAUCCUCGUCGCGGCAAGUACAUGGCGUGCUGCAUGCUGUACAGAGGGGACGUUGUCCCGAAGGAUGUGAACGCCGCCAUAGCUAGUAUAAAGACCAGACGCUCCAUCCAGUUUGUUGACUGGUGCCCCACUGGCUUUAAGGUGGGCAUUAAUUACCAGCCUCCGACUGCGGUGCCCGGCGGAGACCUGGCCAGUGUCCAGAGGGCGGUGUGCAUGCUGAGCAACACCACCGCCAUCGCUGAGGCCUGGUCCCGCCUCGACCACAAGUUCGACCUCAUGUACGCCAAGCGUGCGUUCGUUCACUGGUACGUGGGCGAAGGCAUGGAGGAGGGGGAGUUUGCCGAAGCCAGAGAGGACCUGGCCUGUUUGGAAAAAGAUUACGAAGAGCUGGGUCGGAUGAACUCCGACUCUGAAGAUGAAGAAGUUUAAUAUCCAGAUAUUUCUAAAUAUUUUCCAAGCUGGAGCUAAAUAGAAAAUAUUAGAGCCUUGUAAAGUAUUACUUUUCCAAGCCUGUUGUUUGAGAAGGCACAAAAUGAAACCGGAUUUUAAAUGUACUUUGAAAUGAACUGAAAUUAAAUUUGUUUUGCAGGAACACAAUUAGAUGCUGCUUAAGUAAGGUGCUAGCUUCAUCAUUUACUUCUAAUCCCACUAUUGUAAGUCUCAUUCAGAAAUUCUAGAAAAUUUUAACUAAAACCACACAAGAUACUUCAUAGUUUAAAACCUACAAAACUGUUACACAUUACUUUGGUAUUAAAUCUGUUUUUUGAGGGGGAAAGUAUGUACCACCUCUGUUUUUUAAUUUCUUCUUUUUGCUUUUAUAUCACAUUUAAAUUGUCAAACAAGACUAAUUUUAGACUAAUUCAACUUAAAUGUAUACAAAAAGUUAUUUUUAAUGAUGAAUUUAUUUAUUGAUUAGGGAAAAAAACUCUUAUGGAAGCGCUUAUCUGCCACGGCUAAGAAAUUAAUGCAAAGGCAGUUUCUCUCGUGAUAAGAUUUUAAAAUACAUCCCCCUUAUAACUUCUUACUCUUUCUUCUGGAUCAAGAGUUUCCAAAAUUUUCCAAUACAGCCUCAUAAACACAAUUAGCUUCUGGUGGGGGUCACCCCUUUUGCAAACCCACAGACAGUGCUACAAAAUAUUUAAAGAAAUAUGAACUUUUCUCAUAUAUAUUCCCUAUUCAAUAACUAUUACAUUCAUUUAACAUAAAUGCUGCCUCAUACCUUCUAAUUUUAGUUGGCCAUGAGUUCUGACGGUUUUUGCAUGGACCUUUCCAUUUCGCGCUUGCUAGCUUAAAGAGCAAAGCAGCUUGAAACUUUAAAUGGCAGCCAAUCAGAAAGAUGAGAACGGUAAACAUUUAAAUAAAUGAUUUUAACUUAUGAUUUUUAAUUAUUUAAAAAUAGAUUAUAUUUUAAGAUAAAAAUAUUAUUAAGAAUUUGUGAUUAAAAGAUAUAAAAUUUUUCUGUUUCCCUCUAGCUUUCUGAGGCACCCUAGCGCCCUCUGGUGGCUUCCAUUUUAAAAACACCAUUCUAGACAUGACCAUUCUCAUUUAAACAAGAGCAUAUUUUGGUUUUGACUACAUUUAAAACUUGUUAAAUCAAGACCAAAAAACAUUAGUUAAAAAGAGAAUGUUUCUUGUUAUGAUCAGUUUUAUGUCACAGUUUCCUCUGUUAACAGAAGAGGAAACUUUUGUUAAAAGAAAGUUAUACUGCUCAUAUUUGUUUUCCUAGGUGUGGGUGUUAAAUGCUUCCCUUGUUUCUUUUCUUCUGUCUUUACUGUUUAUUUUCAUGGGGACAAGUGAUGAGUAUAAACAAAAACAUAACACCACAACAUUUGUAGAUGUGAUGUGAUUUACUAGUUUACACUUUAAAGAUAAUAAAUUAUAAAAUGUCAUACAUAACAUAGUUCCUAAAAUUAAAUUCAAACAAACCACAAUGAAAAAAGGGCAGUAAUUUCUCCCUAAUCCAGUUAUUGGUUAUGCCACCCUGCUUUCAGGUGUUUUCAGUAAGUGGCGAUGAGUCUUUUUUUACAUUUCUGUGGCGGGAUUUGAUCCUCCCUUUUUGGCAAAUUUGUUGCAUUUCAUCUGGAUUGGAGAGUUUUUGGGUGUGAGCAAUCUGUUUCAGAUGAUUCCACAUCUUGACCCUCGAAUUUUGGACUUAUAUUUUGGUUCUUGUUGGCUUUAGAUCAUUGUGUUGCUGCAUAACCAAAGUAUGUUUGAGGUUAUAGUCCCAGGCAUUUUCCUGGGGGGAUUUACUAUUUUAUCUUUUAUGGUUCUGCCAUUACACCUGACCCUCAGACCAUUACACUACUUGUCUUACAGUCUGUACAAUUGUCUUUUUCUAACAUGUUGUCUUAGUUUUAUACCAAAUGUAAUUGAAUACACACUUUCCAAAAAGUCCCUCCUUGGUUUUCUUAGUCAUCUUAGCAUUUUCCCCCAAAAAAGCCUUUGGGAAUUAGCAAGACAUUUUAUUGGAGAGUUUCAGAUGGACCUUUGUGUUCUUUUUAGUCAGCAGAAGAUUUCCCCUUCAUACUUUCCCAUGGAUGUAGUAUUUGCUCAGUUCAUGGUUCAUCCAAUCACAGCAAAUCAUUAUAAAGCAGUAAUGCAACCCCAAACCAUCACUGCUAUCACAUAUGCCUAUUGGUAUGAUGUUAUUUAUCUGAAAGUCUGUUGUAGUUUUGUGCCAGACGUGAUAAGAAAGCCACCUUCCAGAAAGAUCCACUCUGUUGCAUUUAGGGAAAUGUGAUCUUUUUCGUCCAAAAUGACUUUGGCCUUUAAACCGUCAAACUUUAGAUGGCCCUAUUUUAAAGGCAUCAUUAAAGGUGACAAGUACUAUACCACCUGUGAUUUUGUUAAAAAAAAAGAACAACAACAACAAAAAAACAUGUAUUUCUUAACAUGAGAUUUUCCCCUGCUGUAAAUAUACUCUAAGUUGGAUUUUCUAUGUUUUGACAGUAUUAAAUGAUGCUACUCCCUUUUAAA